AUGGAGCCAGAAAGUGACGAGCUGCUGGGCCCUGUGGAAAGCCCUUUUCCUUCUGAGACUUACAGAUACAACUUUUCCCAUACUAUGCAGAUAAAUGCUUUCAAUGUAAGAGGAGACCCCUUUCAUUUAUAUCCUCACACGCCUUUUGAACCCUGGCUGCCUUCUGAAGCUAAGUUUCUUGGUUCCAAUUAUGGGUUCCGGCCAGUAGGACGAGGUGCAGGUGGUGAUGGGAAGGAGUUUGGUGGUAACUCUCCCAGGGAACAGUUUACUAUUGUGAUGCUGACAUAUGACAGGGAAGUUGUACUGAUUCAAGCCUUGCACAGAUUUAAAGGUCUUCCUUUCCUCAACAAGGUUAUUGUUGUUUGGAAUGUGGAAAAUCCACCAUCUUCUGAUCUCCGCUGGCCUGAGAUUGGGGUUCCUGUUGAAGUAGUGAAAACGGGUAAAAACAGUCUAAAUAACAGAUUUCUUCCCUUUGAUGUGAUUGAAACAGAAGCCAUUCUCAGCAUUGAUGAUGAUGCCCACCUCAGACAUGAUGAAAUAGUUUUUGGCUUUAGAGUUUGGAGAGAGGAAAGGACAAGAAUUGUUGGGUUCCCUGGCCGGUUCCAUGCCUGGGAUGUGAAACACCAGUCCUGGAACUACAAAUCAAACUACUCAUGUGAGUUGUCAAUGGUGCUGACCGGAGCAGCUUUCUUCCACAAGUAUUACUUUUGGAGCUCAAAACACAAGCCAAAACGUUUCAACGCCUUACCUUUGGAAAGCCAUCACACUUUAUUGUAA
Biomphalaria glabrata is the source of this 777-nucleotide messenger RNA. RefSeq names its product exostosin-like 3. The transcript has 2 exons. The record is from RefSeq and is a predicted model, not a curated record. NCBI's taxonomy places the organism in Eukaryota, Metazoa, Mollusca, Gastropoda, Planorbidae. Bases 1 to 777 code for a protein of 258 amino acids. Gene Ontology annotation, molecular function: glycosyltransferase activity. Gene Ontology annotation, cellular component: membrane.